Molecule: messenger RNA, 4006 nt
Organism: Branchiostoma belcheri (Belcher's lancelet)
Lineage: Eukaryota; Metazoa; Chordata; Leptocardii; Amphioxiformes; Branchiostomatidae
Product: RNA cytidine acetyltransferase-like
Exons: 27
Coding region: 243-3314 (1023 amino acids)
Biological process (GO): rRNA acetylation involved in maturation of SSU-rRNA
Cellular component (GO): nucleolus; 90S preribosome
Molecular function (GO): tRNA binding; 18S rRNA cytidine N-acetyltransferase activity; ATP binding
Source: RefSeq, a predicted model, not a curated record
AUCAGGUCAUUGGUUAGGUCAAAGGUCAUGCGGCAGCAGCACAUGUGCGGACGUGCGUGUUUUCGAUGCGUUUCUCUGCUGACUUUAAUUCAGGAUUUUAAAGUAUCUUGUGCAUUCUUAUGGCAUCAAAACUGGCCCAACGCUGACCCAUCACGUAAAGGAGUAACUGAGGUCACAAAAUACGCAGCUGUUUGUAGGGAAAAGCAGUCCUGUUGUGGACAUUAAAGCUCAGAUAAUCCAAGAUGGUACUGAAGAAGGUUGACAACAGGAUCCGUGUUCUGAUAGAGAAUGGCGUGGUACAACACCACAGAGGCCUGUUUGUCAUCGUGGGAGACAAGGGCAAGGACCAGGUUGUGAUCCUUCACCACAUGUUGUCAAAGGCUCAGGUCAAGGCACGCCCCUCUGUUUUAUGGUGUUACAAAAAGGAGCUUGGAUUCAGCACACAUCGUAAGAAGAGAAUGAAACAGCUCCAGAAGAAGAUCAGGAACGGAACUCUGGACGUGAAGGAAGACGACCCAUUUGAACUGUUCAUAGCUGCCACAAAUGUCCGCUACUGCUACUACGCUGAGACCCAUAAGAUUCUUGGAAACACAUACGGCAUGUGUGUGUUACAGGACUUUGAAGCACUGACCCCCAACCUGCUGUGCAGAACCAUUGAAACAGUGGAGGGUGGGGGCAUCGCCUGUCUGCUGCUCAGGAGUAUGAACUCACUCCGACAGCUGUACACCAUGGCUAUGGAUGUACAUUCCCGGUACAGAACAGAGGCACACAGAGAUGUGGUGGGCAGAUUCAAUGAAAGGUUUCUGCUGUCCCUGUCGUCCUGUGAGACCUGUAUGGUGAUAGAUGACCAGUUGAACAUCCUCCCCAUCUCCUCACACAUCCUCAACAUAUCAGCUGUGCCAUCCAGGUCAAAGGAGGACUCCCUAAACCCUGCAGAGGUAGAACUGAAGGGGUUGAAGGAAUCCCUGCAGGACACCCAGCCUGUGGGCUCACUGGUCAACUGCUGCAAGACUCUGGACCAGGCCAAGGCUUUACUGAAGUUUAUUGAGGCCAUCUCGGAGAAGACACUGAGGAGCACAGUUGCCAUGACAGCAGCCAGGGGUCGGGGCAAGUCUGCAGCACUGGGACUGGCCAUAGCAGGGGCUGUAGCAUUCAGCUACUCCAACAUUUUUGUGACAUCUCCCAGCCCUGAGAAUCUGAACACCCUGUUUGAGUUUGUCUUUAAGGGUUUUGAUGCCCUGGAUUACCAGGAGCACAUGGACUAUGAACUUGUCCAGUCCACAAACCCAGACUUCCACAAGGCUGUAGUCAGAGUCAACAUCUACAGGGAACACAGACAGACCAUACAGUACCUGCACCCCAGUGAUGCCCAGAAGCUGGGUCAGGCAGAGCUGGUUGUGAUUGACGAGGCGGCUGCCAUCCCCCUCCCCCUGGUGAAGAGCCUCAUGGGACCUUACCUGGUCUUCAUGGCUUCUACUGUCAAUGGAUACGAGGGCACAGGAAGGUCUCUGUCUCUGAAGCUGAUUCAGCAGCUCAGACAGCAGAACGCGACCUUCGGUGGGAACUCAGAAGCUAAGGCAGCUGCUGCCAUGGCAACCAAGACGGAGGGCGGGGCCAGUGCUACAGGCCGAACUCUGCAUGAGCUGGUGCUGACCGAGUCCAUCCGUUACGCCAGCGAGGACCCGGUGGAGGCCUGGCUGAACCGCCUGCUGUGUCUGGACGUGUCCAGUGUUCCCAGGGUGCACUCUGGCUGUCCCAUCCCUGCCAGCUGUGACCUAUACUAUGUGAACAGGGACACCCUGUUCUGUUACCACAAGGCAUCUGAGGCCUUCUUACAGAGGAUCAUGUCCAUAUAUGUGUCUGCACAUUACAAGAACACUCCUAACGACCUCCAGAUGCUGUCAGAUGCUCCGGCUCACCACCUGUUUGUGCUGCUGCCACCUGUGGACCCUGACCAAUCAGCUCUGCCGGAAGUACUGUGUGUAGUUCAGGUGUGCUUGGAGGGGGAGAUCUCCAAACAGAGCAUCAUGUCAGGUCUGAGCCGUGGCAAGAGGGCGUCAGGUGACCUCAUACCCUGGACGGUGUCCCAGCAGUUCCAGGACACAGAGUUUGCCAGUCUGUCUGGCGGCAGGGUUGUCAGAAUAGCCACACAUCCAGACUACCAAGGGAUGGGUUAUGGUAUGCGAGCCCUACAGCAGCUGGACAUGUACUACCAGGGGAAGGUCCCCAGUCUGUCUGAGGACACAGGAACAGCACAGGGGCUGCCUGCUGUGGACAAGGAGACUGUGUCCCUGUUGGAGGAAAAACUUGGUCCCAGGAAGAACCUGCCGCCCCUGCUGUCCAAACUGAGCGAAAGACCGGCAGAGAGGCUAGACUACCUGGGUGUGUCCUACGGGCUGACGGCACCCCUGCUCAAGUUUUGGAAGAAGGCAGGAUAUGCUCCAGUUUACCUGAGGCAGACUCCUAAUGACCUGACAGGUGAACACUCCUGUAUCAUGUUGAAGAGGAUACAGGAAGAUGAUGAAGGCCAGGAUACAGACUGGCUGUCUGCCUUCUGGACAGACUUCCGGCGACGUUUCCUGUCUCUACUCUCGUACCAGUUCCGUACCUUCCAGCCAGCCCUGAGCCUCAGCAUUUUACAGGCUAAGAAAGAUGUCAAGACUGAUACAUCUGUCCUUACCCAGGGGGACCUGUAUGCCCACCUGACCCAGUAUGACCUGAAGAGACUGGACUUGUACUCCAGGAACAUGGUGGACUACCACCUGAUCAUGGACCUGCUGCCUGCCCUGGCCAGGAUGUACUUCCUACAGAAACUGGACACGUCUCUGUCUGUGGCACAGUCGGCCAUCCUGUUAGGGUUGGGACUUCAGCAUAAGACAGUAGAUGACCUGGAGAGAGAGCUGGAACUGCCAGCCUCACAGGUGAUGGGUCUGUUCAACAGGCUGGUCAGGAAGAUUGUACAGUUCCUGAGUAGUAUUGAAGAGCAGGCAGUGGAAAGUGAACUCCUGGCACCCAAAGAAGUGGUGAUGGAACCAACAGCACAGUCCCUGAAGACUGAACUGGCAGAGGCAGCCAAGGAGUUUGAGGACAAGCAGAAGAAAGAACUGAAAAAGCUCAAGGAUAUGGACCUUGAGAAAUACGUCAUCAAGGGAUCUGAGACAGAAUGGGAGUCAGCGCUGACCAGUGGGCUGAAGAGUGGAGUCGUCAGUGUGGCCAGUGGAAAGAAGAGAAAAGAAGAGGCAGCCCCCACACCAGAGUCAACAAAGAAGAAAUCCAAGAAGUUCAAGAAAGACAAAAAGUUCAAGAAGACUUGAUUAGUAUGAGUUGAGUGGAUUUGUGUUAGGUCAUUCUAAAUUUAUUAUUUUCCCCUUUCUCUUUUUUUUAGACUGAUGGAAUUCAAAUGAACAUGUAGCUGUACUACACAAUGGAGUUGUCCAUGUUAUCCAUAUCAGAAAUAGGUCUCUACACUUUUUUUAUGCAGUUACUAUUAGCAAUGACUUAACAGUAUACCAUGCUUUAAGUUGCAUCCUUUAUUGAAAGAAGUCGGUUGAUCACAAAAGUAUCUGUGUAACUUGAAAACUGUCUUGAUGACUUCAAAAUUGCAUUGAAAAGGCAGUAAUAGAAUUUUUUGCUGUUCCCCAGAAAUUUGGCAUUAGUCUGAUCAUGAAUACUGCAUUCCUGUAUACGAGUUUAACUUAGUGGUUUUGUCAACCUUGCUAUGUACCUACUACCUUGUACCUUUUCAGUACAGAUAAGACAAAAAGAUUUUACUGACAGUUUGUGAACUAUUUUAAUCAUAAAUUUAACAUAGACAAUAUACAUAUAUUGUCUGUCAGAAUGUAUGAUAUCCUUUAAUUCUCUGCGGGAUUUGUUCAAAAUGGAGCAAAACCCUUUUUUUCCUUUUUAUUUUCCUCAGUUUCGUCACUGCUGAUGGAAAUUGCAAUAUUUACUGUGGCAGUAUUCUUGGCAAGAACCCCUUGAACAAUAAACAUGGUCCUGUGUUAAA